This is a messenger RNA of Anguilla rostrata (American eel), 2198 nucleotides long. It is a transcript of the gene hsdl1, whose product is annotated as hydroxysteroid dehydrogenase like 1. The record is from RefSeq and is a predicted model, not a curated record. NCBI's taxonomy places the organism in Eukaryota, Metazoa, Chordata, Actinopteri, Anguilliformes, Anguillidae. Bases 220 to 1188 code for a protein of 322 amino acids. Gene Ontology annotation, cellular component: mitochondrion. The transcript is spliced from 4 exons.
UCCGGAUUAUUUCGGCGGUCAGAAGAUCUGAGGGCACUAGUUGAAUUAGUUAGUUUGCAUUUUUCGAAUCAGUUUUCUUCGUAACAAAUGUUUAGUAGUUGUUGUUGUAAUCGGUUAAGAUAGUGCCGUAGUUAACUUACUAUUAAAAUUAAUACAGCCUCAGAAAAUAAAUAGGUCGUCCCUUGCUAAAGAGCCAAAUAACCAAAACUCGUGAGCGCCAUGGCUGCUGUUGACAGUUUUCAGCUAUUGUAUCGAGAAAUUGCUCGGUCAUGUAAUUGUUAUGUAGAAACACUGGCCUUAGUGGGCGCAUUUUAUACGGCUAGUAAAGCUGUAGUCUUUGUGCGGGAAUGUUACAGCUUGAUCAGGCUACACUUUAUACCGCGAUUGAUGUACAACAGGAAUCUUGUUCGCCGGUUUGGUGAAUGGGCUGUCAUCUAUGGUGCGUCAGAGACUGUUGCAAAAGCUUAUGCAGAAGAGCUGGCAACCCACGGCGUCAGCAUCAUCCUCAUCAGUCGAGACAGAAGUAGUGUGGAGGGCACUGCGAGGGCCAUCGCCGAUUCACACGGAGUUGAAACUGUUCUGGUUGAGGCAGAUUUUAGCCACGGCCACGCGGCCUGCAGAUCAGUCCAAGACGCACUGAUAAAUAAAGACGUAGGCUUUCUCGUGAACAGCGUUGACUCGUCUUUGGACUACUCGCAGAGGUUUGCCGACCUGUCUGAAGACAGGCUCUGGGACGCCAUCAACAGAAACGUCACGGCGGCCACGCUAAUGGCCCGCGUCGUUCUGCCCGGCAUGGCGGAGAGAGGAAGGGGGGCUGUCAUCAACAUCUCCUCUGGAAGGUGUUGUAAACCCACACUGAACAAGGCAGCCUUCUCCGCAUCCACGGCCUACCUGGACCACAUCAGCCGUGCCCUGCAUUAUGAGUACAGCCGCAGGGGCAUCUUCGUGCAGAGCCUGGUCCCCUUCGGCGUGGCUUCCCCGGAGACCGAGGACGGCGGCGCCAGGGCGGGGUGCAGCAGGUGGCUGGUGCCCCACCCACGAGUGUACGCCCGCCACGCCAUCUCCACCCUGGGCAUCUCCCACAGGACCACUGGGUACUGGCCCCACUCCUUGCAGUUUUGGUUUCUGCAGUACAUGCCUGAGUGGAUGUGGAUCUGGGGAACGCACAUGCUCAGUGGAACAGGUUGAACUGGUACACUCACUUCCUGUGUGCUGUUAUACUGACAGCCACUUAUACCUGACAACAACUCUAUGUCUUACUUUGGUGUGCUGACAUUUUUAAUAUAUGAAUUUAUGAAAAAUGAGCAAAAAGACACGAGUUUGAAUGUUGAAAGGUUGCACUGGGAGCCGGAAAGGGCUUUGCUUUGCUCAAGAUAUGUAGAGUGAUUUCUUGAAUUUAUUUAUUUUUACAGAAUUAUUUUGUGAGCACUUUCCAAUAACUUCUACCAUAUAUAAACCCAAAUCUAUAUUUGAUGCUGUAGUAUAAAUACCCAAUUUGCCAGUGGGAUGACUACGGCAUAUAGGUAAAUGUAGACUUCACAACUAUGGCUGAUUUCAGUCUAGCAAUGCACUUUGUCCUUAACUGUGAGACAUUUUUUGUGACAUGUUAAUAAUAACAUUUUUGAAAUUUGAUUUCAAUAACCACAAAAAUAUUUUGUAACUCCUGCUUAUGUAUUGAAAAAAUGUCAAGGGCAAAAUUAAGUUGUACUGAAUUUCAGCCUGAAUUCAAGAGUCUUGCAAACAGUUUUUGCAAAAUAUAUAUGAAGUGGCUUUUCCCCACUGUGUUAAGAUUGGUUUCUUUUUUGGAACAUUGUUUUAUCAUUCUAUAUAUUAUGAUUUCCUUAUAUUAAUAUAGGAAGAACAUUGUGUUACAAACAAAUUGUACUUAUUGUGAAAAUCUAAGGAGCUUUAUGACUUUGUCGGUGUGCUGAGGUUGUGCAAUCCUACAAAAUACAAUUGCUGAUAGUGAGCAGUGAAUAACUCUUUGUUACAUGUGUGGUAGUAAAGUGUGACUACUCUGUAUUACUGCUGCUAUGCCAGGUUAGGGUAGUAAUAACAUAUCAUGAUGUAAUGUGCACUAUACAUUAUGUAGACCACACACACUCUUGGGUUAUUUCAUGUCUUUGAUUCGAUCAUAACACAAGUAAACUCUUAAUAUACAAUAAAUAUCAACAAUAAAAUAACACUGGUGACUCGUU